AUGCAAGAACCCAGGAAGAAAUGGACAAGAAAACAGGCAAAGGCAGCAAGUGCAAGUAACUCCAACACCACCAAUGCACAUGUUAUCCACUCAAAGAGUGGAAAAAGAAACAAGCCUGUUGACAAUGAGAUCCCUGCACCCUCAACACAACCAGAAGCCGAAGACAGCCCCAACAAAAAACAGAAGAUGAUCGUCGCACAGGUGGAGGAAGCCAGCCUAAAGAAAACAAGAGCUCAUCAAUGGCAAUACCUUAACUAUGCUAAAGACAAUUGGGGCAGCAAAUGGGUCAUUGCAGGUGAUUGGAAUGACAUACUAUGCGAAGGAGAAAAGAAUGGAGGAAGACUUAGACCUGAAGCAAGCUUCUGGGGCUUUAGAACCUGUCUCGCAAAUUUUGGAGGGCAGGAAAUUUACAUGGAAGGCUAUCCCUUCACCUGGGGAAACAAUAGACCUGCUAAAGGGUAUAUUGAAGAAAAGCUGGACAGAAUGGUGGCUUCAUUGCAUUGGCUUCAGUCAUACCCAGAAGCUAAAGUCAUCAACAUCUUCAGAAGUGCUUCAGACCACAAUCUUCUACUACUUCAUACUGGCACUCCACAGGAAAACAAAAAAAGGCAAUUUUGCUUCGAUAAGAGAUGGCUCAAGAAACCAGGUAUCAAGGAAGAAAUUCAAAGGGCUUGGAGCCAACCAGCCGAUGGCUCCCCAAUGUUCAGACUCACUGAAAAAAUCAAAGCAACAAGAAUAACACUCUUAAAGUGGAGCAGAACAUUUAAAACUGAAUCAGCCAAAACCAUUGAAAAGAUCACUGCUGAGAUGAAGGGACUGAGAAAACAAGGGGGUACCAGAAAUUGGGAGAGGUGA
Molecule: messenger RNA, 855 nt
Organism: Striga asiatica
Lineage: Eukaryota; Viridiplantae; Streptophyta; Magnoliopsida; Lamiales; Orobanchaceae
Source: the annotation of a GenBank genome assembly